AUGACAGAUUGGCUAAACGGAUUAAAUGACGUAAUCAAUGAAUCAGCAAUUAAGAAGAACAAAAAUAGAAGAAACAGAAAGAAGAAUACCAAGAGGAAGAAUAAGAGGAAUAAGAAGAGGAAGAGAAAAAAAAGAAGGAGUAUCAAAAGGAAGACCAAGAGGAAUAAGAAGAGAAAGAGAAAAAAAGAAGGAGUAUCAAGAGGAAGACCAAGAGGAAUAAGGAGAGAAAAACCAAGAGGAAGAAAAAAACCAAGUAGAACAAAAGAACAAAGAGGAAAAGAAAGAGGAAGAUUAAGAAUAGAAAAUGAAAAAGAAAAUGAAAAUGAAAUUGAAGAUGAAAUUGAAAAUGAGAAUGAAGUUGAAAAUAAUGAAGAAAAUGAAAGGCUUCCAUUAUCACUACACUUUCAUAAAUUUAACUAUUAA
This is a messenger RNA of Funneliformis caledonium, 423 nucleotides long. The record is from the annotation of a GenBank genome assembly. Lineage: Eukaryota; Fungi; Glomeromycota; Glomeromycetes; Glomerales; Glomeraceae.